AUGAAGUCUAGUCAAAACCUGAAGCUCCUCAGAAUCAAUGAAACAUCUCUGUCACAGUCGCUCCUCUCAGAACCUCACGGCUGGCUGGUGGACUUGGUGAAUCAGUUUGGAGAGAUGGGAGGCUUCACAGCAAUUCAGUGCAAGCUCAACCAGGAAGAGAUGGAGAUUGGGGAACCUCACGGCUGGCUGGUGGACUUGGUGAAUCAGUUUGGAGAGAUGGGAGGCUUCACAGCAAUUCAGUGCAAGCUCAACCAGGAAGAGAUGGAGAUUGGGUGUGUAUCAGCUCUGGUUCAGCCGCUCGGCGUGUGUGCAGAAUACCUCAACUCCAGCCUGGUGCAGCCCAUGCUGGACCCAGUCAUCCAUAAGAUGAUAACAUAUGUGCAGAACCUGGAGGAGAAAGACCUGAAAGACAAGCGUUUGGUGAGUAUUCCAGAGCUCUUGUCGGCCAUUAAGCUCCUCUGCAUGCGUUUCCAGCGGGAGCUGGUGAACAUCGUGGAUGACCUUCGGCUGGACAUCCUUCUCCGAAUGCUCAAGACGCCCCACUUCAGUGCCAAAAUGAACUCCCUCAAAGAGGUCACGAAACUCAUUGAGGAAAGCACAGUUUCCAAGACUGUGAAGAACGCCAUCGACACAGACCGACUCCUGGACUGGCUGGUAGAAAACUCAGUACUGUCAAUAGCUUUAGAAGGAAACAUUGACCAGGCCCAGUACUGUGACAGAAUAAAGGGAAUUAUUGAGCUGUUGGGCAGUAAGCUCUCAUUGGAUGAACUCUCCAAAAUAUGGAAAAUACAGGCUGGUCAGUCCUCCACUGUGAUUGAGAACAUCCACACCAUCAUCGCCGCUGCUGCCGUCAAGUUCAACUUUGACCAGCUGAGCCACCUCUUUGUCCUCAUACAGAAGAGCUGGGAGGUUGAGAGUGAUCGUGUGAGACAGAAGCUUCUGAGUCUGAUUGGACGGAUCGGCAGGGAGGCUCGCUCUGAGGCGACCACAGGAAAGGUGUUGGAGGUAUUGUGGGAGUUGGCGCAUCUCCCCACCCUUCCUACCACUCUAGUACAGCAGGCCCUGGAAGAACAUCUCACCAUCCUCAGCGACGCAUACGCUGUCAAAGAAACCAUCAAGAGGAACUACAUCAUCAAAUGCAUCGAAGAUAUCAAGAAGAUGCAAAUACAGGAGGAUUCAAAGUCUUCCAGCGAGACACAGGUCUCUUUUCUUACUGGCACCUGGGGCAAGAAGAAACCGAGCUCAUUGGCUAAAUCGUCUCAGCAAACUAACCCUCAGACGGUGUGGGUGGUUCCAGCCUUGCGGCAGCUUCAUGAGAUUACGCGGUCUUUUAUCAAACAGACCUACCAGAAACAGGACAAGAGUAUAAUCCAGGACCUGAAGAAGAACUUUGAGAUAGUGAAGCUGAUCACAGGCUCUCUGGUGUCAUGUCAUCGCUUGGCCGUAUCUGUCGCUGGAUCCAAUGGUCUUUCUGGGUCCACACUGGUUGAUGGGCGGUACUCCUAUCAGGAGUAUUUGGAGAGUCACUUGAAGUUCCUUGCAUUCUUCCUGCAAGAGGCCAGUCUGUACCUGGUCUGGAAUAGAGCCAAAGAGAUCUGGGAAUGCUUGGUCUCUGGCAUGGAUGUGUGCGAGCUGGAUCGAGAGAUGUGUUUCGAAUGGUUCACUAAGGGACAGCAUGAUCUAGAGAGUGAUGUUCAACAGCAGCUCUUUAAAGAGAAGAUCCUCAAGCUGGAGCCUUAUGAGAUCACUAUGAACGGGUUUAACCUCUUCAAGACCUUCUUUGAGAAUGUGAACCUCAGUGACCACCGUCUCAAACGGCAGGGAACACAACUGUGCGUGGAGCGAUUGGAUCUGGCUGGGAUGGACUUCAUCUGGAGGAUCGCGAUGGAAUCUCCAGACGAGGACAUCGCUAAUGAAGCCAUACAUCUCAUCAUUACUUACAGCUACAUUAACCUCAACCCCAAAAUGAAGAAGGACUCAGUAUCUCUACAUAAGAAAUUCAUUGCUGACUGCUAUAAGAGAUUGGAGGCUGCUAGCUCUGCGCUGGGCGGCCCGACCCUCACACAUGCUGUUACCCGGGCAACCAAGAUGCUGACAGCCACUGCUAUGCCAACGGUCGCCACAUCGGUGCAAUCUCCAUCCAGGUCCAGUAAACUAGUUAUCAUUGAGAGACUUCUGUUAUUGGCGGAGCGUUAUGUCAUAACAAUAGAGGACCUGUAUUCUGUUCCUCGAACUAUUCUACCUCAUGGAGCGUCUUUCCACGGCCAUCCUGUUACACUUCACAUCACAUACGAAUCUACCAAAGACACAUUCACCUUGGAGGCCCACAGCAAUGAGACCAUAGGCAGCAUCAGAUGGAAGAUAGCCGAGCAGCUCAGCUGUCCGGUGGACAAUGUGCAGAUAUUUGCCAAUGACAGCAUGCUGACAAUGAAUCGUGACCAGAAGCUGUUGAAUCAGCUGGGUUUCUCUGAUGAGCAGAGUCUGACGGUAAAGAGCUCAGGAACAGGCACUCCAUCAGGCAGUUCAGCGGACAGCUCUGCCUCGGCCAGCUCCAGCAGCAGCGGGGUCUUUAACUCUGCGUAUGCUUUGGAGCAGGAGAAAUCUCUUCCUGGUGUGGUCAUGGCGUUGGUGUGUAAUGUCUUUGAGAUGCUUUAUCAGCUCGCCAAUUUGGAGGAACCUAGAAUAACUUUGCGUGUCAGGAAGUUGUUGCUGCUCAUCCCGACCGACCCAGAGGUGCAGGACGCCCUUGAUAACUUUGUGCCAAAAGAGUCCAGCGUCUGGAGUCACCAGAAAACUCUGUUUACGCUGGGGUCUGGUUCUCAGGCCUCAAAGUCUCCAUCUCUGUCCAGUAAACAGCAGCACCAGCAGAGUGCAGCGUCCAUCCUGGAGUCUCUGUUUCGUUCCUCUGCCCCUGGCAUGUCUACAUUCAGAGUGCUUUAUAACCUGGAGGUGCUGAGCUCCAAGCUGAUGCCCACAUCUGAUGAUGAAAUGGCAAAAACCAGUGUCAAAUCUUUCUGUGAGAACUUCCUCAAAGCGGGAGGUCUCAGUCUGGUGGUUAAUGUCAUGCAGAGAGACUCCAUCCCCUCUGAGGUGGACUAUGAGACCAGACAGGGAGUCUAUUCCAUCUGCCUGCAGCUGGCCAGGUUCCUGCUGGUAGGGCAGGCUAUGCCUAGUUUGCUCGAUGAGGAGUUGAGCAAGGAAGGUCUGGACACUUUGUCCUCUCGGCCAUUCCGUAAUGCCGGGCGGCAGAGCGGCCGACAGCUCUCCGUCUGCGGGACUCCAGAGAAGUCCUCCUACAGGCAGGUGUCCGUGUCUGACAGAUCCUCCAUCAGAGUGGAAGAAAUCAUCCCGGCCGCCCGUGUCGCCAUACAGACAAUGGAGGUGGGAGACUUCACAUCCACAGUGGCGUGCUUCAUGAGGCUCACCUGGGCAGCAGCUGCAGGCCGAUUGGACCUAGUUGGAAGCAGCCAGCCAAUCAGAGAGACAACUAACUCGCUUCUCCCGCUGGGUGUUCGCAGCAGGGUCAGCAGCACAGGAAGUAACUGCAGCUCAGGCAGUGAGGGAGAGGUCACCACAUUGCAGGCUGGGAUAUGCGUCAAACAGCUGUUUGUGUCCAUCAAAGACACUAUUAUUGCAAGAGAAGCACUCUCUUUACUCGUCACAUGCCUUCAGCUACGCUGCCAACAGCUAUCUUCAUUUUACAAUCUGACUUCUGUGAAUGAUUUCAUCAUUGAUAUUCUGCUGGGGUCGCCCAGUGGAGAGAUCCGACGUGUAGCGUGUGAUCAGCUGUACACUCUCAGUCAGUCAGACACCUCUGCAUACCCUGACCUCCAGAAGCCCAACCUCUUCCUGCUGAAGGUGGUUCUGACAGCCCAACUUCCUCUCUGGUCCCCCACCAGCAUCAUGAGGGGCAUUAACCAAAGGUUGCUUUCACAAUGCACAGAGUAUUUUGAUCUGAGGUGCCAACUACUGGAUGAUCUGACCACAUCAGAAAUGGAGCAGCUUCAGAUCGGCCCUGCGGCCAUGCUGGAGGACGAGAUCAGCUGGCUUGAUAAUUUCGAGCCCACUUGGACCAACGAGCUGGAGACCAGCGAGGCCGACAACAUCCUGCUGGCUGGACACCUGCGCCUCAUUAAAACCCUGCUGUCCCUCUGCGGCAAAAAGACCAGUGACCAACUAUAUUCAUGA
Sinocyclocheilus grahami is the source of this 4188-nucleotide messenger RNA. RefSeq names its product ubiquitin carboxyl-terminal hydrolase 24-like. The transcript is spliced from 39 exons. Lineage: Eukaryota; Metazoa; Chordata; Actinopteri; Cypriniformes; Cyprinidae. Bases 1 to 4188 code for a protein of 1395 amino acids. The record is from RefSeq and is a predicted model, not a curated record. Gene Ontology annotation, molecular function: protein binding.